Podarcis muralis (Common wall lizard) is the source of this 4271-nucleotide messenger RNA. Lineage: Eukaryota; Metazoa; Chordata; Lepidosauria; Squamata; Lacertidae. The record is from RefSeq and is a predicted model, not a curated record.
GUGAGGAACAUGGUGGCCAGAAUUCUAUGGAGCCAUCUGUGAAUUCAUUGGGAAGAACAAAAAAACAGUUUAAAUGCCUGGAACGUGGGAUGUGCUUUAGUCACAGUGGAAGACUGAGGACACAUCAACGAAUCCACAUAGAGGAGAAACCAUUUAAAUGUACUGACUAUCGAAAGAGCUUCAGGGACAAUGGAACUCUUAGAAAACAUCAAGGAACUCACACAGGGGAGAAACCAUUUGAAUGUAUUGAAUGUGGAAAGAGCUUCGGUAAAAAUGGAGCACUAAGAACACACCAACGAACUCACACGGGGGAAAAACCAUUUGAAUGUACUGAAUGUGGAAAGUGCUUCAGUCGAUAUGGAACACUUAGAAUGCACGAACGAACUCACACAGAGGAGAAACCAUUUAAAUGUAUUGAAUGUGGAAACAGCUUCAGUCAAAAUGGAAACCUUAGAAUACAUCAACGAACUCACACAGGGGAAAAACCAUUUGAAUGUACUGAAUGUGGAAAGUGCUUCAGUCGAUAUGGAACACUUAUAAUACACCAACGAACUCACACGGGGGAGAAACCAUUUGCAUGUAUUGAAUGUGGAAAGAGCUUCAGUCAAUAUGGAACACUUAAAAUACACCAACGAACUCACACGGGGGAGAAACCAUUGAAAUGUAUUGAAUGUGGAAAGGGCUUCAGUGAAAGUGGAGCACUUAGAAGACAUGUACAAACUCACAUAGAAGAGAAACCUUUUAAAUGUAUUGCAUGUGGAAAGGGCUUCAGUAAGAGUGGAGACCUUAGAAUACACCAAGGAACUCACAUGGGGGAGAAACCAUUUAAAUGUAUUGAAUGUGGAAAGAGCUUCUGUAGAAGUGGGACACUUAGAAGACAUCAACGAACUCACACAGAGGAGAAACAAUUUAAAUGUAUUGAAUGUGGAAAGAGCUUCAGUAGAAGUGAACACCUUAGAAGACAUCAACUAACUCACACGGGGGAGAAACCUUUUAAAUGUAUUGAAUGUGGAAAUAGCUUCAGUCAAAGUGGAGCACUUAGAAUACACCAACGAACUCACACGGGGGAGAAACCAUUUAAAUGUUUUGAAUGUGGAAAGAGCUUCAGUAGAAGUGGACACCUUAGAGUACACCAACGAACUCACACGGGGGAGAAACCAUUUGCAUGUAUUGAAUGUGGAAACAGCUUCAGUCAAAAUAGAUACCUUAGAAUACAUCAACGAACUCACACGGGGGAGAAACCAUUUAAAUGUUUUGAAUGUGGAAAGUGCUUCAGUGAAAGUGGAGCACUUAGAAGACACCAACAAACUCACACGGGGGAGAAACCAUUUGCAUGUAUUGAAUGUGGAAACAGCUUCAGUCAAAAUGAAUACCUUAGAAUACAUCAACGAACUCACACAGGGGAGAAACCAUUUAAAUGUAUUGAAUGUGGAAAGAGUUUCAGUAGAAGUGGACACCUUAGAGUACAUCAACGAACUCACACGGGGGAGAAACCAUUUGAAUGUAUUGAAUGUGGAAAGAGCUUCAGUCAAAAUGUAAUACUUAGAAGACAUCUACAAACUCACAUAGAGGAGAAACCAUUUAAAUGUAUUGAAUGUGGAAAGAGCUUCAGUAAAAGUGGACACCUUAGAAUACACCAGCGAACUCACACGGGGGAGAAACCAUUUAAAUGUACUGAAUGUGGAAAAAGCUUCAACAGGAAGGAUAAACUUACAUUACAUCAACGAACUCACACGGGGGAGAAACCAUUUGAAUGUAUUGAAUGUGGAAAAAGCUUCAGUGAAAGUGGAAACCUUAGAAAACAUCAACGAACUCACACGGGGGAGAAACCAUUUAAAUGUAUUGAAUGUGGAAGUAGCUUCAGUGAAAGUGGAAACCUUAGAAAACAUCAACGAACUCACACGGGGGAGAAACCAUUUGAAUGUAUUGAAUGUGGAAAAAGCUUCAGUAAAAGUGGACACCUUAGAAUACACCAACGAACUCACACGGGGGAGAAACCAUUUAAAUGUAUUGAAUGUGGAAGGAGCUUCAGUGAAAGUGGAACACUUAGAAGACACCAACCAACUCACACGGGGGAGAAACCAUUUAAAUGUAUUGAAUGUGGAAAGUGCUUCAGUCGAUAUGGAACACUUAGAAGACACCAACGAACUCACACGGGGGAGAAACCAUUUGAAUGUAUUGAAUGUGGAAAGUGCUUCAGUCGAUAUGGAACACUUAAAAUACACCAACGAACUCACACGGGGGAGAAACCAUUUAAAUGUAUUGAAUGUGGAAAGGGCUUCAGUGAAAGUGGACACCUUAGAAUACACCAACGAACUCACACGGGGGAGAAACCAUUUAAAUGUAUUGAAUGUGGAAGGAGCUUCAGUGAAAGUGGAACACUUAGAAUACACCAACGAACUCACACGGGGGAGAAACCAUUUAAAUGUAUUGAAUGUGGAAUGAGCUUCAGUGUAAGUGGAUACCUUAGAAUACACCAACGAACUCACACGGGGGAGAAACCAUUUGAAUGUAUUGAAUGUGGAAAGUGCUUCAGUCAAUAUGGAACACUUAAAAUACACCAACGAACUCACACGGGGGAGAAACCAUUUAAAUGUAUUGAAUGUGGAAAGGGCUUCAGUGAAAGUGGACACCUUAGAAUACACCAACGAACUCACACUGGGGAGAAACCAUUUAAAUGUAUUGAAUGUGGAAAGGGCUUCAGUGAAAGUGGACACCUUAGAAUACACCAACGAACUCACACGGGGGAGAAACCAUUUAAAUGUAUUGAAUGUGGAAGGAGCUUCAGUGAAAGUGGAACACUUAGAAUACAUCAACGAACUCACACAGGGGAGAAACCAUUUAAAUGUAUUGAAUGUGGAAAUAGCUUCAGUAGAAGCGAACACCUUAGAAUACACCAACGAACUCACACAGGGGAGAAACCAUUUGAAUGUAUUAAAUGUGGAAAGAGCUUCAGUCGAUAUGCAUGCCUUAGAAGACACCAACAAACUCACACGGGAGAAAAACCAUUUGAAUGUAUUGAAUGUGGAAAGAGCUUCAGUCGAAAUGGAACACUUAGAAUACACCAACGAACUCACACAGGGGAGAAACCAUUUGAAUGUAUUGAAUGUGGAAAGAGCUUCAAUGAUAGUGGAAACCUUAGACAACAUCAACAAACUCACACGGGGGAGAAACCAUUUAAAUGUAUUGAAUGUGGAAAAAGCUUCAGUCAAAAUGGAACACUUAGAAUACACCAACGAACUCACACGGGGGAGAAACCAUUUGAAUGUAUUGAAUGUGGAAAGAGCUUCAGUGGAAGUGGAGACCUUAGAAAACAUCAACGAACUCACACGGGGGAGAAACCAUUUGAAUGUAUUGAAUGUGGAAAGAGCUUCAGUCGAAAUGGAACACUUAGAAUACACCAACGAACUCACACAGGGGAGAAACCAUUUGAAUGUAUUGAAUGUGGAAAGAGCUUCAGUGGAAGUGGAGACCUUAGAAAACAUCAACGAACUCACACGGGGGAGAAACCAUUUAAAUGUAUUGAAUGUGGAAAUAGCUUUAGUAGAAGUGAACACCUUAGAAUACACGAAGGAACUCACACGGGGGAGAAACCAUUUAAAUGUAUUGAAUGUGGAAAGUGCUUCAGUCAAAAUGGAACACUUAGAUUGCACCAACGAACUCACACGGGGGAGAAACCAUUUAAAUGUAUUGAAUGUGGAAAGAGCUUCAGUCGAUAUGGAAACCUUAGAAGACACCAACGAACUCACAUGGGGGAGAAACCAUUUGAAUGUAUUGAAUGUGGAAAGAGCUUCAGUGGAAGUGGAGACCUUAGAAGACAUCAACGAACUCACACGGGGGAGAAACCAUUUAAAUGUAUUGAAUGUGGAAAUAGCUUUAGUAGAAGUGAACACCUUAGAAUACACGAAGGAACUCACACGGGGGAGAAACCAUUUAAAUGUAUUGAAUGUGGAAAGUGCUUCAGUCAAAAUGGAACACUUAGAUUGCACCAACGAACUCACACGGGGGAGAAACCAUUUAAAUGUAUUGAAUGUGGAAAGAGCUUCAGUCAAAAUGGAAACCUUAGAAGACACCAACGAACUCACAUGGGGGAGAAACCAUUUAAAUGUAUUGAAUGUGGAAAGAGCUUCAGUCGAAAUGGAAACCUUAGAAUACACCAACGAACUCACAUAGGGGAGACACCAUUUGAAUGUAUUGAAUGUGGAAAGAGCUUCAAUGAUAUUGAAAACCUUAGACAACAUCAACAAACUCACACGGGGAGACACCAUUUA